AUGAACAGCUCAGGACAAGCAGAAGAGGUCGAUACCCCAAUGACGGAGCAUGUCAGUGUCUAUACGCCUAUCGGACACUCCGGAGUACCUUUGCCGCACGACUACUUUCAGGACGUCAAUUAUGAAGUACCAAAGAGCGCUACACCCGAAGUGUUGACCCUAUACCCAAAUGAUGGGCAACGAGAUAUGAUAUCAAACCUUCCCACAGAAGUGAAGAUGCACAUUGCGCACAAAUUGUCACAAUACGAUCUGAUCAGUUUGGCCGCAGCUUCGAGUCUGUUCCAAAGAGUCGCCUCGCAGGCAUUGUAUUCCAAGAUUGUGGUUGAUGCGAACCAUUCUUACCUUCAAAGCACGUCAACUCAACGUAACCGCGAGAGAGCAACCUACAUCAAAACACGCUACAACUUCAACAAGCUUAUUGAGGUGAUUUCGCGACCGAGCAAUGGCCUAGGGGCUCUCAUUAAAUGUUUCGAAAUUAUUCGACUGCCUGACGGCAUGCACAGGUCCGAGAUUCAAAACCUGAUGUGCAACAGUCUACCUGCCAUGACUAACUUGUGCAAAAUUUAUUGUGGUAGUGAUGCAGUUUCGAUACCACCCAGAGUUCUACAAUUGAUGCCUAACAAGCGUGAAGUCGAGGCGUUGGCCGUAAACGUAGAUUUGCGUCAAAGCUGGGAAUCAAUCGAUACUUUCGAAAAUAUUCAGAAACUCUCUAUCUUCCCCUUUGUUGACUCCCAAAGGCUUGCAUCGUUUCUUUCCAAGCUUUUAACCCCUUGCGUUGUCGAGAAUUUGACUACCCUUCGAGUGGGCCGGGACUGUGCGGCAGUGACGAGUAGGUCUAGCAGGCAGUCUUUGAUUGUAACCGGGUACAUGUUGAACAAUAAUUUAGAGCAGCCAGAUGUGGUGGAAGGGGAUGCAGUGAUACGGUAUAACCAACUGGAUCUAAACUUUUGGGAAUUCUUGAUCCCCGUAGCUAACAGUGGCUUAAAGAUGAAGAGCCUGAACAGUUUCGAGAUCAGUGGCGUCAGCGUUAUUCCUGAAGAUUCUAGUCGCAUGGUACAAGGCGUUGACUUAACCUCCAUAAGGACCUUGAGUUUCCUCGAUAUGCAGGAAGUGCAGUUGAUUCCUGAGGUCGAUUACGAAGUCAGCGAUUUUACCAGUUUAGCGCUACAGCAUAUGCAAGCUAGUUUUUUAGGUGGAUUGGCUCCGUACUUGCGAAACCUCCAGAAACUAAGAUUGGAUUAUCGCGAGCCCGUGAAAGACUCCGUACAUGAAUUUCUUCGGGCGUUGAAGGAAGACGCCCAUGCAUCGCUGCAAGAGUUAGACUUAAACAUCCAUUGGGAUGACAGUAAGCUGGCUAUGUGGCCCAACUGGGAAACCCUUGCUCUCAAAUACAUGGAUUCCAUAUUGCUGCACGCAGCCACCUUACAGAAAUUGUCCCUCGUUGCGUACCACGAUUUCCGAUUCUACUCGCUGCCCAAGCGAAUUCCUAGCCAGGCACUCAUACACUUGCGCCUUUGUCGGCGAUUGCAAAGCCUGCGUUUGCACGGAGAGUCUCUUCACCCCAUGGGCGGAGAGCUCAUCAGCCAAAUGGCCCACUUGCGGAAGCUGGACCUGGUUGGUGUAGCCUCCGGCGGAGCUCAACACAUGGCGCUACAAGUGAUGUACGCCGGCGUGCUGGAUCGAUGGUACCGUGUCAUUCACGUGGCCAUUGCCUUGGCCAGGUCAAAUCCGGGGCUCCAGCUGAUACGCAUCGAUAAGUGUCUGUUCGAGUGUCUUGGUAAUGGAACGGUGGGUCCCAAAACCGACGAUGAAGACUUUGACACCGAAACUCGGGUGCUCAUGUCGGAGAAAGAUUGGGUUUAG
This is a messenger RNA of Lachancea dasiensis, 1863 nucleotides long. The record is from the annotation of a GenBank genome assembly. Lineage: Eukaryota; Fungi; Ascomycota; Saccharomycetes; Saccharomycetales; Saccharomycetaceae.